Molecule: messenger RNA, 2783 nt
Organism: Tyto alba (common barn owl)
Lineage: Eukaryota; Metazoa; Chordata; Aves; Strigiformes; Tytonidae
Gene: MTRR
Product: 5-methyltetrahydrofolate-homocysteine methyltransferase reductase
Exons: 16
Coding region: 304-2403 (699 amino acids)
Biological process (GO): homocysteine metabolic process
Cellular component (GO): cytosol
Molecular function (GO): [methionine synthase] reductase (NADPH) activity; flavin adenine dinucleotide binding; FMN binding
Source: RefSeq, a predicted model, not a curated record
UCCGCCGGAUUUGGGCCUGCGGGCGCUGGGCGGCCGCCGUCCCGCUCCCCGCGGGCGAGCGCUGAGGGGCGGCGGGGCCGUUCGUGGGCCCGGCUUUAGCUCCCUGAAAUCACCGUCCUGCUGCAGUUGAAUUCGUAUCACAUAAGUGGAAGUGGCAUAGCAUCAUUGAAGACUGUAUAGCACAGCAAAGCAAGAGCAGUGUGGGCAGUACGUUCAGCUGAGUGCACGUGUCUUACUGGUUUAUAUUUGUGUCCAUCUGCAGUGUCUUAAAAAAAAAAAAAAAAAAGCGCUCUGUUUUGGGAAAUGUGCUGUGAUUUAAAAAGGAGGUUUUUGCUUCUCUAUGCAACACAAAAGGGGCAGGCAAAAGCCAUAGCUGAGGAAAUAUGGCAGCAAGCAGGUACCCAUGGACUUGAAGCUGAUAUGCACUGUAUAAGUGAAAUGGACAAGUAUAACCUGGAAACAGAAAAGGAUCCUGUAGUUAUUGUUAUUUCCACUACCGGUACUGGAGACCCACCAGACACUGCCCGCAAGUUCGUGAAGAAAAUUCAAGACAGGACCUUACCACCUGAUCAUUUCUCACACCUUCAGUAUGGAUUGCUAGGUCUGGGGGAUUCAGAGUACACGUUCUUUUGCAAUGGUGGAAAGACAGUAGACCAACGACUGCAAGAACUUGGUGCCCAGCACUUCUACGCCACAGGAUUAGCAGAUGACUGUGUAGGUUUGGAAGUAGUGGUUGAUCCUUGGAUUGAUGGACUUUGGCCUGCCCUCGAGGAGUCGUUUCUAUUGCAGAAAGAAGAAGCCAUGAGCAGUGUUGUCACUGCUGUUCCCAGCUCGCUCUCUGCAGCCCCGCAUCUUGUGCAGGAACUAAACUUAAGCUCAGAAGUACAGAACUUGAAACUAGAAGCUGAAGGAGUGAGGAGUUCUGGUGUUCUGUCACAAAAGUUGGUUGACAGCAAUCUUGUGGCUUCAGCUAGAGACACCGAACCUUCACUUGUUCAUUCUGUCCCUCCUGUCUCUCAGUCUGCUCUUAAUAUUCCUGCCUUGCCCCCAGAAUACAUAGAGGUGCAGUUUCAGGACACCCAUGGUGAGAAUCCACGUCUGUCCUCACUGAUUUCAGAGGGAAGAAUCUUUGAAGUGCCAGUUACAAAAGCAGUUCAGCUCACUAGAGAAGAUGCGAUAAAAACUGCAUUGCUCUUAGAACUUGAUAUUGCAGAUACAGUCUUUGACUACCAACCUGGAGACGCCUUCCAUGUAAUGUGUCCCAACAAUGUCAAUGAGGUAGAAGAACUCCUUCAAAUCUUGGGACUUUCUGAAAAAGGAGAGUACUUCGUUUGCAUAAAGGUUAAGCAGGGCACUAAAAAGAAAGGAGCAGCUCGUCCACAACAUAUCCCUGAAAGAAGCACUCUGAAGUUCAUCCUAACCUGGUGCCUGGAAAUAAGAGCAAUUCCCAAAAAGGCGUUUUUGCGAGCUCUGGUAGAAUGUACCAGUGAUGCGGGAGAAAAACGGAGGCUUCAAGAACUUUGCAGCAGACAAGGAGCCUCUGAUUACACACGCUUUAUUAGAGAUUCUCAUGUUUGCUUGCUGGAUUUACUUCAUGCUUUUCCAAGCUGCAAGCCUUCACUUAACCUGUUAAUUGAACACCUUCCUAAAUUACAAGCCAGAUCCUAUUCAGUGUCAAGUUCAAACUUAUACCAGCCAGGAAAACUGUGUUUUGUAUUUAAUAUUGUGGAGUUCCCUGCCUGUCCCGCUAGAGCAGUCUCGCGGAGGGGAGUGUGUACAGGGUGGCUUGCCGAGUUAGUUGCACCAAUACUGCACCCCAGUCAGAACACUCGGGAUACAAAAGGAGGAAGCUCUUCAGCUGCAAAGAUACCUAUUUUUGCUCAUCCAAACAAUACUUUCCACUUACCUGCAGACCCAUCUGUCCCGUUCAUGAUGGUUGGUCCAGGAACAGGAAUUUCACCAUUUAUUGGUUUCCUACAACAUAGGCAAAAGCUCAGAGAAGAACAUACAGACUGGGAAUUUGGAGAGACAUGGCUGUUUUUUGGUUGUCGGCAUCAGGAUCGAGACUAUUUGUUCAAAGAUGAGCUCAAACGUUUUCUUGAAAAUGGCACGCUAACUCAUCUUAAGGUUUGUUUCUCAAGAGACUCUUCAGCUGCAGAGGUAGCCCCACCUAAAUAUGUGCAAGAUGUCAUUAGGCUUUAUGCGGCGGAAGUUGCCAGAGUCCUGCUGAGAGAGAGGGGUUACUUCUAUGUGUGUGGAGAUAAGAAGCACAUGGCUGAUGGUGUAAGUGAUGCUGUAGUGGACAUUUUAAGCAUGGAAAUGGAAGCGGACAAAUUGGAAGGAAUGAAAAUUCUGGCCAUGCUUCGAGAAGCAAAACGAUAUUUGCAGGAUGUUUGGAGCUAAAUAUUUAGCUUUUCCUAUGCCUUUAACACAGAAGAUUUCGUUUCACACGUACGCAUUUGACAAAAAGCCCUUGUCAGAAGUGCUGUCUGUAGUCACCCAAACCUUCACUUUCUCUGCUGACCUUUCAGGCGGGCAUGUGAAGCCUUUUAAAGGACAGCAACCCAGGCUGCCAUUUGAAGUGUAUGGGUUUUAACGAGCCUACAUAAUGGACUGUCUCAGUGCCUUGAUUAUCUUAUUUCAAUAUUGGUUUAACGUAGAAAGUAAAGAUUUCUGCACUUGUACAGGUACAAUUGUAUGUAUACACUGCAUCAUGUAUGUUUUUCUACAAUGGUAUACAUAAAGAAACUACAGAGUAAAUAUGAUCCACACCAUGAAAUACA